AUGGAACAAGUGAACAACGUGACAGAAUUCAUCCUGCUCAGUUUCACACAGAACCCAAAGGUACAGAAACUCUUGUGUGUCCUAUUUUCCCUCAUCUACUGCCUCACCCUGGCAGCUAACUUACUCAUUGUUGUGACUAUCACCAGGACCCCAGCCCUGGGUUCCCCCAUGUAUUUCUUCCUAUCCUUUUUAUCUUUCAUUGAUUGCUGCUGCUCUUCUACCAUGGCCCCCAAAAUGAUAUUGGACUUACUGGCUGAGAAGAAAACCAUUUCUUUUAGUGGAUGCAUGGCACAGGUCUUUGCAGAACACUUCUUUGGAGGAGUUGAAAUCAUCCUGCUCACGGUGAUGGCCUAUGACCGCUACGUGGCCAUAUGCAGGCCUCUGCAUUAUGUUAUUGCAAUGAACAGGCAUGUGUGUGGCCUCCUGGUGUCCACAGCCUGGGCCGGAGGAUUCCUUCAUGCUCUCAUCCAAAUUCUUUUCAUGGUCUUCUUGCCAUUCUGUGGUCCCAAUGUCAUUGACCAUUUUAUCUGUGACCUGUUCCCUCUCCUGAAGCUCUCUUGUGCUGACACCCACAUCUUCGGACUCUUUGUUGCUGCAAACAGUGGUCUGAUGUGUGUGCUCAUUUUUGCUGCUCUUGUCACCUCCUAUGUCCUCAUCUUCUGCUCCCUGAAGAAUCACAGUACUGAAGCAAAAUGGAAGGCCCUGUCAACCUGUACUGCCCAUAUCAACGUGGUUGUCCUGUUCUUUGUUCCCUGCAUAUUUGUGUACCUUCGGCCUGUAGUCACCUUUCCCAUUGAUAAGGCAGUAGCUGUGUUUUACACUGUGGUGACCCCCAUGCUGAAUCCUCUAAUCUAUACCCUCAGAAACACAGAGGUGAAAAAUGCCAUGAAGAAACUGUGGAGCCAGAGAAUGAUCUCAGGUACUAACUCAUAUGAAGAGAGAACAUGA
Molecule: messenger RNA, 948 nt
Organism: Octodon degus (degu)
Lineage: Eukaryota; Metazoa; Chordata; Mammalia; Rodentia; Octodontidae
Product: olfactory receptor 4C5-like
Exons: 1
Coding region: 1-948 (315 amino acids)
Biological process (GO): G protein-coupled receptor signaling pathway
Cellular component (GO): membrane
Molecular function (GO): olfactory receptor activity; G protein-coupled receptor activity
Source: RefSeq, a predicted model, not a curated record